AUGGGGCCACCGGUUAAUUUCGAACGCUGUCACUGGCCUGAACCUGGACUGUACACUACUCGUCGCUUAGCCUUGGGUGGAUCCACGAUACGAGUUGGAGUGGAAUUGUGUGGAAUCAAUUUUGGAGGAACGAUGUUAGGGGAGGAGGGAAAGAAGAAAGAAGAAGGAGUUGGAGGAGUGGAGAUAAAGGAGGGGAAUGGGAGGCUAGGUCUGCUUGUAGAUAAUAAAAGGUUCGCUAGGAAGGAUGAGAUAGAUGCCAAGACCGACUUGAUAAAAGCCCCCAAACGUUUCGAAUAUUCGAAUGCGACCGAUAUAUCCACCCUUCGCUUUAGAUUGACAAUCUCCUCUUUUCUAUAUAGCAAGAUGGCGUUGUCAAGAGGAAGCAUGGGUUUCUUCUUGGGCGGACUGCAACAACCAAAACUCUUCCAGAAUCUGAACAGAUGA
Molecule: messenger RNA, 444 nt
Organism: Sclerotinia borealis F-4128
Lineage: Eukaryota; Fungi; Ascomycota; Leotiomycetes; Helotiales; Sclerotiniaceae
Source: the annotation of a GenBank genome assembly